Molecule: messenger RNA, 291 nt
Organism: Ambispora leptoticha
Lineage: Eukaryota; Fungi; Glomeromycota; Glomeromycetes; Archaeosporales; Ambisporaceae
Source: the annotation of a GenBank genome assembly
AUGGAGCCUUCAAGAAUUGAACGUGUUAAAAGAGGUGCUAUUAUGGGUGGAACUGUUGGAUUAUGUCUUGGCCUGGUACUUGGUACCUGGACUAUAUUUAAGCAUGGUCCAGGUUCACGUGGUUACAUCAACACAUUAAGUCAAUUUAUGGCCACAUCAGCUGGAUCAUUCGCCUUGUUCAUGAGUAUUGGAUCAUUUAUUCGUAGAUUUGCCAAUUUACCAGCUGAAGUAUUGGAAAGACAGAAAUGGGAUCAUAAGAUGGUCGGCAUUAUUAAAGAUCAAGAUUCUUAG